This is a messenger RNA of Drosophila willistoni, 615 nucleotides long. RefSeq lists its product as uncharacterized. Lineage: Eukaryota; Metazoa; Arthropoda; Insecta; Diptera; Drosophilidae. The coding region runs from base 1 to 615 and encodes 204 amino acids. The record is from RefSeq and is a predicted model, not a curated record. The transcript is spliced from 2 exons.
AUGCUUAGAACUAUUCCAAUUUUGGCGCUCUUAAUUUGUGGCGCAGCUGUAGUGGCCGAUGCUAAGCCCAUCUUCAUCAAGGUGUUUGCACCAACGGGUGGCAGCAGCAGCAGCAGCUAUCAAUCCACAGCGACAGCCUCGCCCAUUAAUACACAGCUCAUCUCGAAUCUGAUAUCGCAGAAAAUUCAAAUUCUGAAUAGCGUGCUACAGGCCAAAUCAUCGGGCGGUGGCUUUGGAUUUGGAUUUAAUAAGUUUGUCACCUUCUCGAGCACAACCACAACUACGGAAAAGCCAGUCACUCACCACACCACAGAGGUAAACACAGAUUUUACUCCGGAUGAUCUAUCGACUACUUCUACAACUACAACUACUCAAACUGUCUAUACGACAACAACAGAAGGUGCAAUUGAAACGCCGAAGCCUACAAUACAUCCCGACCGCCCAGUCACGACCUCAACGCCGUCAGUGAUUCCAACAAGAAGCACCACCACCAUAACACCCACACUGAUUCCGACGACAACGGGAUCAAGUAAUGGAUACUCCUACCAGACACCUAGUCCCAGACCGGCCACUAGUACCGUCAGCACUUACUACUUGCCCUCUGCUCUUGCCUAA